Molecule: messenger RNA, 477 nt
Organism: Salvia splendens (bonfire salvia)
Lineage: Eukaryota; Viridiplantae; Streptophyta; Magnoliopsida; Lamiales; Lamiaceae
Product: transcription factor TCP12
Exons: 1
Coding region: 1-477 (158 amino acids)
Biological process (GO): regulation of secondary shoot formation
Cellular component (GO): nucleus
Molecular function (GO): DNA-binding transcription factor activity; sequence-specific DNA binding
Source: RefSeq, a predicted model, not a curated record
AUGAGGCUCUCCCUCCAAGUCGCCAGGAAAUUCUUCGAUCUCCAAGACAUGCUGGGUUACGACAAAGCGAGCAAAACCAUCGAGUGGCUUUUCAGCAAAUCCAACAAGGCCAUGAAGGACCUCACCAACACCAAGGAUGGUAAGAGGAGCGAAUCUUUUUGCGAGGUCGUUUCUGGGGAGAACUGCUCGAAGAAUGGAGGUAACGAGAUGAGAGAGUCGAGGGAGAAGGCUAAGGUGCGGUGCAGAACAGAGGAGAAGGGGAUGGUAAAGCCGGCCGAAUCGAGCCCUAAUCAGAAUGUUCUAGAGAAAUUAGGGUCUUCGCCAUUAGAUCGAGAAAGGGUUUGUGUAGCGGACUGCAGCCCUCUCCUGCACGAUGUCGGAACAAUCGAGAAGCUUCUGGGGAGUUCCACUACUGAUCAAUACAACUGCUCUAGUUUCAUGGGAUUUCUUGGAAACUGGGACAUGUUUGAGCAAUGA